GUUUGAAAAAAAUAACCAUAAGAUGGGAGGUGGGGAGGGGGGUUGGCGGAGAGGGUAGUGAUGACAGCUGAUUUCGUUUGUUGGGUUUGUGGGUUUUUUUUUUUGUGACAGAAAACAUUUCAAACACAUAAAAUAUUUUCUUAUCCAACUCGUUCUCAUUCAUAUAAUGGAGGUCAUAAACCGGCAGGAGGCGCUGCUUACCAACUACGAGGUGCUGUUGGUUUUGCAGGAGGAGGACGAGCGGCACAAGGCACAGCAGUCAUCGGGACAAGGGCGGUAUCCAGAGAAUGUCACAACGCUAAAGUUCGAGGCUCUGCAGUAUCUCAACAACACGGCGUGCACAACGCAAUCGGUGGAGCAGAUCUCGGAGCUGAAGAGGCAGCUGGAGGAGUAUGAGCUGACGAAGGCUGAGAUUUUGCAGAUCAUUAAUUUGCGUCCAAAGACGCUGGUUGAGUUUCACUUUAUCAUCGAGGAGUGUGGUGAGCGGUUCGGCGCGGAGGACCUGGAGCAGCUGGUGGAAAUAGUGGCGGCGGCACUGCCGCGCGACGAUGAGGAGGGUGAGGAUGCGGAGGAGGAGGGGGAUGAUGAGGGGGCCAUGGAUGUCGAGGAGAGAUAAUGGUGAGAAGGGUGAGAUUGGGUUGGGGCUGGUGGAUGUAGACGGGGCCGCGUGCAAACCCAUUAUGCCGAGACGGCCAAGUCGGGGGUAUUUGAGUUUAGCAGUGAAUUUUUCUAAAGAAAUCAUUUGGGAUUGAUCUUGCAA
Molecule: messenger RNA, 760 nt
Organism: Kickxella alabastrina
Lineage: Eukaryota; Fungi; Kickxellomycota; Kickxellomycetes; Kickxellales; Kickxellaceae
Product: RNA polymerase Rpb4-domain-containing protein
Exons: 1
Coding region: 167-616 (149 amino acids)
Biological process (GO): transcription initiation at RNA polymerase III promoter
Cellular component (GO): RNA polymerase III complex
Molecular function (GO): nucleotide binding
Source: RefSeq, a predicted model, not a curated record